Myodes glareolus (Bank vole) is the source of this 1320-nucleotide messenger RNA. RefSeq names its product SIGLEC family-like protein 1. NCBI's taxonomy places the organism in Eukaryota, Metazoa, Chordata, Mammalia, Rodentia, Cricetidae. Gene Ontology annotation, molecular function: sialic acid binding. The record is from RefSeq and is a predicted model, not a curated record. Gene Ontology annotation, cellular component: plasma membrane. Gene Ontology annotation, biological process: cell adhesion.
CCUGUGCCACUCUAGCGUGGCAGACAGAAUAUGACAGGCUGCCUGAGCCUAUGGGAGGGAGGGUCCAUGGGAUUCUUGUGCGUGGAGAUCCUCCAUACUGGGUUUCCAGGGACAUGGAGUUCCUCCCUUAGUCACAGAGUCUUCAGACAGCGUAUCCUUGGACGUCUCACGAGACAGCCACAGGGCGGUUAAGCCGCUCUGCAACCUCAGCACCGAGGUAACGCGAGUUCCUUGGUUUGUCCAAGGCCCGUUCUGGAUCGGAGAACGGCGACUGACAACCGGUCAGUUUACCAGUCUCUUUCAGUGUGUCACUAAUUUAACCUGAAAAGAAGCCAGUGGAUCACUGUUCUACUAACAGAACAGACGUUGCCAUCGGCUCAAUCCUCACAGUGAAGAGUAUUGUAUGCCUGGGAGUUCUUGCUCUUGCGUAUGGGUCUGCCACCUCUCCAGUGGGAAGCUGCCAGACUGCUCCACUCUUUCUGUGCCGUGGAGAAGACUUUGCAGUGCAGUUGCUCCUUUCGUGGGAUCCCCACACCCUCUGUGCAGUGGUGGAUGGACGGUGUUCCUGUGGAUGUGAGCAGUGGGCAUGGCCACCUCCAGGUGACCUCCACCACACUUGGCCCCUGGGACAACAGCACCCUCGGCAUGGCCAAGGACCCAGAAAUGGGCUCAGUCCUUCUUUGUGAGGGAAAGAACCAACAUGGAACCCAUGGUUUGAGCAUCCUACUGAUGUCAAGAAGGGGCCCUUUGGCUCCCCAGAUCUUCCUGAAAGCGUUGGUCCAGGGUGUUGUCUAUGCAGCCAUGGCAACCACACUACUUUUCCUCUGCCUCCUCCCCUUCAUAGUGAAACUUCUCAGGAUGCAGCAGGCAAAGAAGUGGGCACAGAUGAGAACCCAGCAGGGCUCUCAGCCUGGACCAGAGGGAGACUCCAUCAUGAAGCCCGAGGAACCUAGAAAAUCCAGAGCUGAAUCACCUGGGAAGCAGCUCUAGGAAAAGGAAGACAGCCUGAAGCCAGCGGAGCCUCUGGAGGAAACUGCACCACACCCAAAGCUCCCACUAUCGCCAGAAUUACAAAAGCCCAUGGAGACCCCAGAAACCCCAAGUCCAUAAUAAACAUGAGGUCCUGCAAAUCUGAGCUCACAAAUCCCUCUCAGCCUCUACACAACCUGUACACUCCAAGGUGUGGAGACAACCCCUGGGCCUGGGCUCGGGACUUUAAAAGGUCACCUGUAUGGCUGGUGUUUGGUGAUGGGCCUCACAAGACUAUACAGUAGAUGUACAGCUGGCAGACCGCUGGACAGAUCUGCAGGAGUCUGGUCU